AUGGAUAAGAUUAUACUGGACGCUUGCGGUCUAGCAAAAAAUGGUACUCCGAAGGAUUUCAAUGAAGCAAUAAAAAAACUUUCAGAAGUCAACGAUCCUACUGUCGAUAUCCUCUAUCUUCGUGGUAAUGCUUACUUGAAACUGGGUGGAGCGAAGAAUAAUCAAGAAGCUAUUGAUGACUUUUCGAAAGCUCUUAGUCUUUACGAUAAGUCCGAUGAGAAACCAUUUAUUUCGAAACUUGAAAUCUACUAUAAACGAGCUUGGGUAUAUCACAUAUUAUGCGACUAUGAUCAAGCUCUAAGUGAUUAUUCAGACAUGAUCAAUCGUGCUAAGCGUUCGGAAGACAAGCGCAAUAGGGAACGUUUAUCUAUGGGAUACAUUAGUCGAGGACUCGUCUAUGAAUCAAUGCAGCUUCUAAAAAAAGCGUUCGACGAUAUCGAAAAAGGCAUACAAUUGGCACAGGAACCGAUUCAUUCCUAUUAUAAAUAUUGUCUGGAGCGCGUGCGUAUUGCUUUGAAUGAAAGUAAAAAUGAACCAGACGAUGACGAAGAUAUUGAAGAAAUCGUGAGAAAUAAUGAUGAUGACAAUGACCAAAACAUUGAAUACACGGAAGAGGAUAAACAAGAUACAUGCGAACCGUUGCCAUCUGAAAAAGAUAUUGAGGAACCAGUUGGCAAAGAAGACGAAAAUGCAAAGUACGAAGAAGACUACUAUCGUGCUCUGCUUCUUAGUGAAAAACGGAAGAGUAAGAAAGCCUUCAAGGCUUUUCAACAAGCGUUUGAUCGUACGGAAAAUCCUUCUAAAAGAGCAGAAUGCCUAUUUCAACAGGGUCUUUGUCAGUACCAGCUUGGUGACACAGAUGAUGCUCGACGAUUAUUUGAAUUGGCUAAGCAAACUGAUCCGAAACAUCCACGAUGUAUUUUUCGACUUGGAAUGAUGCAAGCAGCCGAUAAAAAGUACAAAGAAGCCAUAGAAACGUUUACUACAGCACAUAAAUACGCACCCAACAGUGCUGAUAUUUUGUAUGAACGAGCAAACGCUUUCGAGAAACUAGGCAAACUCGAUAAUGCUAUGUCUGAUCGUCGUCAUGCCAUGCAAUUAGGACGAUCAGUUUCGGUCGCAGUACUCAUGCUUGAAGAUCUCUUGCGUCACUUGAAAGCUGAGAUACUGCAACAUGGUGAAUCACCUAGCCGACAUUUGCGGAUGGGUUUGGUUCAGGAAGAACUGCAUAAAUUUCACAAAGAAACGACAUCAUUUCGAGAGGAAAUGGGAGAAAUGAAGCAAGAAGUGGAAUCACAUAAUGAGAAAUAUUUAGAAGCAGUGAAAGAAUAUAAGGCAGCGAUUCUAUUUGAUACCGAACAUUUCUGUCCAGAAGCUUUUGCAUUCUUGGCUCUAUGUCAAAUGAAAGGACAAGAUUGUCUGUCAGCACAUCAAGCAGUUGAAAGUCUCUUUGAAAAUUUUGCAAAACAUCCUGAAUCAAUAGACACGUGGAAAUCAUUCAUCAGAAUGAUAGGUGACAAUAGUUAUUGGGAUAAAAUGAGUUUUGAUCUUUCAGAAAAAAAAAAGGAAGGACUGAUAAAAAUGGACACUGAUCGUAGAGAAAUAGCUGAGGACGAAAAAAGCUUCGAAAGUGAUGGCAAGGAAAAUCGUUUGUGGUUCUAUCGAAAAUUUCGAAUACAACUAUCGAAUGUUCUCGCUGCAUUUGCUCUUGGUGGAACUCCGCAAUCCGUCCUGGCUCAUAAUUUGAAAGGUUCUUAUCACACGGCUGCAUCGGUUAUCUCAUUGAUAGCCAAAGGAAUCAGUAGUAUACCUCAAAUUGGCUCCAUACUAGAAACAGCAACUGGAAAAGUUGCUGCAAAGCUCGACGAUAUAGAUUAUAAUUUAAUCAAAAGCAGACUGGAGGUGAUUAGCAAUUUUGGAGAUGUCAUUGAUCAAUGCAAUGUAGCUCGUCAAGUAGCUCGAAAGGUGGCUGAUCGAUAUAAAGAGCAGUUACUUAAGCUUCACGAUUCAUAUGAUAGUAUUCAUGAAGGUUGCAGUUCAUGUUGCAAAAGCAUAAUAUCAUUACGUGCUAAACCCAUAAACCGUUCACUACCUGCAGAGAGAGUGGCUAUAUUUGCUGUUAGCUACAUUGUUGCAGCUGUCGCAGAUGGCAGUAUCGAGUGCAUUGCUACCGAUCUCAAUCUGCGUUUACCAUUAACUCCGAAACCAAACGUUGAACAACAAUUGUCGCAGGAGCAACAACUGAAUUUGCCAGGAAAUAAUCAGAAUCUCGCACCCAACAUGGCUAAUACAUCAAACAAUUCUCCAGGUGUUAAUUCACCUUCUGAUACUAUGCCUUCGACACCUGCUGAUAUCGAAUAUUUUUCACUCAACGAUUUUUUUCGAGCUCCUGGCAUUCGAUAUCCUAUUACUGAAAAUUCUGUAAGCGAGAAAACGUAUGAACAGCAGCCCAAUGCUUCUAUCAGUGUACAAGAAACGGAGCCAGACUCAAAAGAACAAAAGGUAGACAACGAAAACGAUGAACACAAUGUCAACAAAUGCAUCCGUCCAGAUAUUCCACAAACUGCAACACAAGAGAAAGAUGAAGUGAAAUAUAAAGAGUGGAGCGGUAUGCCGUAUAUGAAACCUGAACAUUAUGGAUAUCGAUUGGGUACUGUCGAAGAAGUGGAACGUUUGAGUAAAGAAUUAGAGUCUUCGGUUAAAAAAGCAGUCGGCUCUUGUUCUAAAUGUUGUUCUCGAAAAUAA
Molecule: messenger RNA, 2745 nt
Organism: Rotaria socialis
Lineage: Eukaryota; Metazoa; Rotifera; Eurotatoria; Philodinida; Philodinidae
Source: the annotation of a GenBank genome assembly